UGCCGUGACGAAACUUCGGGCGUUGUACAUGGCAUCUCAUUAACAAAAGAGGCAAUUUCAUUAUCUUUAUCCUACAUACCGCUAUAAUUAUUUUAUCAAUAGGAAAACAUUACUCGCGCGGGAAGUUUUGCGCUCGCGGAUUUUUGCGGCUUUUUUGUUUGGGCGCAGGGAGCUCGUGCGCACCGAGUCCGCGGUGAAGAAGAAGCAGCAGCAGCAGCGCCUCGCCGCCUUUGUUCAUUCAUUCCAGCCGCUGGGAGUCUCUUUGUUGGGGAGGAAGAGGGAAAGCAAUGGGAGCGCAAGUCGCUAAAAACGGCGCAAAAGACGAAACUGCUGCGGAAAACCCAGCUGAAGCCGGAGCGAAGGCGAACGGGCAGGAGAACGGCCAUGCCAAGACCAACGGCAACGCUUCCCCAUCAGCAGACGCCGCCGGUGAGGAGGUCCAGGCCAAUGGCAAGCACUCAGCCGAGGAGGACGGGGCGGCGGCGGCAGCGAAGGCCGAAGAUGGUGCUGCUGAGAAGAGCGCAGCGGAGUGCGACGCUCCAGUAGCCAACGGAGAAGAGCCGGCCAAGUCCGAGGAGAACGGUUCCGCGUCAGGAAGCGGAGAACCCGCCAAGCAGAAGAAGCGCUUCUCCUUCAAGAAGCCGUUCAAACUCAGCGGCUUCUCCUUCAAGAAGAACGCCAAGAAGGAACCCGAGGGAGAGGCUGCAGCACCGGCAGCUGAGGAAGACAAGGAGAAGAAGGCUGAAGGAGAGGAAGCCAAGCCUGAAGCUGAAGCUCCUGCCACUGAGGAAGGAGCUAAAGCAGAGGCGGUGGCGGGGGCAGCGUCCGAGGAACCAAAAGCAGAGGAGGUGACCGGCGGCGAGGAGAAGAAGGCGGCAGCAGUGCCAGCAGCGUCUGAAGAAGUGGCAGCAGAGGAGAAGCCUGCGGAGGCUGCGGCUGAAGAGUCCACGCCUGCUGAGAGUUCGGAUGCCCAGGCUGCUGUGGCGGCUGCCGAUGCUCCUGCUGCCGAUGCUGAUGCUGCCGCUGCUACUGCAGAGUAAACAGGGUUCAACCAGGGUUCAAUGGCAAUGGCGACAAUGAUGAUGGUGAUGAUGACGGCGACGACGGGGGGCGUCUAGCCUCUUUUUAAUGAAGUAAUAAGGAGCACAACCACGGAGGAUUUGUACAAAACCAAUGACCUUUCAAAGCUGUCUUAUUACCUGCAAUCAUUCCAUCCACUCCUCCUCUUCCUCCUCCUUCACCUUUUCCUUCUCAUCCUCCUUUUACAUCCAGUUUGCCACCGUGGUGCUCCCCCAAAGGAAGGGUUUGGAUGCUUUGAUUGGAGAAUGAGGGGCACCAUGCUUUAUUCCUCCAUAAGUGUUUGUUACAGUAUUGCGUGUGGAUGUGUGCAUAAGUGUGUGAUGCAGUAUUUUUUUUUUUAUUAUUUUGUUUUGUACCGUUUUUGUUUUUUCAUACAUGUUACAAGUCAUUUUUAGUGUCAUGAGGAAAAUCCGAAAAAAAAGAAAAAAAAAAAACAUUUAGAUGAAGUAAUUGGUGCCAUACGGUUAGGUUCUGCCAGUGUAUGCUUAUAGGGAACAAAAAGGGAGCUGCCGCGAAGGAAGCAUGGCAUUGUGGGUGAUUCACAGAUCCAAUUAUUGUUUGUCUCGCGUCUGUGUCAUCACAUGAGUCAUAUAGAAAUGGGUGCUCAGAAGAUUUCACCAGCUGCACCGCUCGAAUCCAGCAGCACUGUGUGGUUUUUGUAGGCUUUGUCAUGUCGUCUUUUUAAUUUUUAUUUUUUUUUUUUUUAACUUUUCAGUGCUGUAGAUGAAGUUUCCUCCCCCGAACCUGGACGUACGUCCUUUCUAACAGAAUGGUGAAAUGUAGAUUUUGAAAAUUUUUGACCUGUGAUGACUAAUACAGUUUUUUUUUUUUUCUUUCUUUCCUCUUACAGUGCUGUGCAAGUAUGUGAAAUUGCCAGUGCAAUCAGAUAGAAUAUGGUUUUCUGUAAAUACAAGCUCUGUCACUACUUGAUUUUUAAAUGGAAUGUAACUUUGCGUACAGAAUUAUGAAUUCAACUCAACUUCAAGGGGCACAGAAAACAAAAAUUAAAGGAUUAAAAAAAAACAA
Messenger RNA from Astyanax mexicanus (Mexican tetra), 2106 nucleotides. RefSeq names its product myristoylated alanine-rich protein kinase C substrate b (gene marcksb). The record is from RefSeq and is a predicted model, not a curated record. Gene Ontology annotation, cellular component: cytoplasm; plasma membrane; actin filament bundle. The transcript has 2 exons. NCBI's taxonomy places the organism in Eukaryota, Metazoa, Chordata, Actinopteri, Characiformes, Acestrorhamphidae. The coding region runs from base 288 to 1040 and encodes 250 amino acids. Gene Ontology annotation, biological process: central nervous system development; actin filament organization. Gene Ontology annotation, molecular function: calmodulin binding; actin filament binding.